Molecule: messenger RNA, 6396 nt
Organism: Dicentrarchus labrax (European seabass)
Lineage: Eukaryota; Metazoa; Chordata; Actinopteri; Moronidae
Product: protein kinase C beta type
Exons: 17
Coding region: 281-2320 (679 amino acids)
Biological process (GO): protein phosphorylation
Molecular function (GO): diacylglycerol-dependent serine/threonine kinase activity; zinc ion binding; ATP binding
Source: RefSeq, a predicted model, not a curated record
GGCUCUCAGUGCGCUCAGAAGAAAAGGAGGAAGCGGGGAGAGAGCAGCGCAGCGGCCGCCCGUGUACUCAACUGAGGGACAAGAUAACACAAACCCAAACAAAACUACCGACAGCUAACCGUCCGCUGGCCGUAUCGCCUCCACUCGGAACAACGCACGAGCACCGACUGUUUGCAACCCCAGAAACGGUUGUUGUUUUUGUUUUUUUGUUUUUUGUUUUUCAGCCACAAACUUGCGUCGCUCCGUUAAAGUACAAAUAAAAGACACAGAUAGUCGCAGAAUGGCAGACUCGGCGGCGGCUAACAGUGACGGGGAGGACGGACCCCGCGAGCCCAUGCGGGGCUUCGCGCGCCAGGGAGCCCUCCGCCAGAAGAACGUGCACGAGGUGAAGGACCACAAAUUCAUCGCGCGCUUCUUCAAGCAGCCCACCUUCUGCAGCCACUGCACCGACUUCAUCUGGGGUUUCGGCAAGCAGGGAUUCCAGUGUCAAGUGUGUUGUUUCGUGGUUCACAAACGUUGCCAUGAGUUCGUCACUUUCUCCUGUCCAGGUGCUGAUAAAGGGCCCGCAUCAGAUGACCCGAGGGCAAAGCACAAGUUUAAGAUCCACACCUACUCCAGCCCGACCUUCUGCGACCACUGUGGCUCUCUGCUCUACGGCCUCAUACACCAGGGCAUGAGAUGUGACCACUGUAUGAUGAACAUCCAUAAGCGCUGUGUGGCCAAUGUGCCGAGCCUGUGUGGGACAGACCACACUGAGAGGAGAGGUCGCCUCAACAUCAUUGCCGAGGUCAAGACUAAUGUACUCACUGUUACCAUCAAAGAGGGCAGAAAUCUGGUCCCUAUGGACCCCAAUGGUCUAUCAGACCCCUACGUGAAGCUUAAACUGAUCCCAGAUCCCCGCAGCGAGAGUAAACAGAAGACCAAGACCAUAAAGUGCAACCUCAACCCCGUCUGGAAUGAGACCUUUAAAUUCCACCUGAAGGAGUACGAUAAGGACCGCCGUCUGUCAGUGGAGGUGUGGGACUGGGACCUGACUAGCCGCAAUGACUUCAUGGGAUCGCUGUCCUUCGGCAUCUCGGAGCUCCAGAAGCUAGGAGUUGAUGGAUGGUUUAAGCUGCUCUCCCAGGAAGAAGGCGAGUACUUCAAUGUUCCUGUUGCUCCGGAAGGGGAGGAGGGCAACGAGGAGCUACGGCAGAAAUUUGAGAGGGCUAAGAUUGGUCCAGGCAAGAACUCAGAAGGCAAGUCGGCCAACGCUGCAUCACGGUUCGACUCCAAUGGCAACCAAGAUCGCAUGAAGCUGUCUGACUUCAACUUCCUGAUGGUGCUGGGCAAGGGCAGCUUUGGCAAGGUGAUGCUGGCAGAGCGUAAAGGGACCGAGGAACUGUACGCUGUAAAGAUCCUGAAGAAAGAUGUUGUGAUCCAGGAUGAUGACGUGGAAUGCACCAUGGUGGAGAAGAGAGUGCUAGCGUUGUCUGGAAAGCCCCCGUUCUUAACACAGCUGCACUCCACCUUCCAGAGCAUGGACCGUUUGUAUUUUGUCAUGGAGUACAUAAACGGAGGUGAUCUCAUGUAUCAGAUUCAGCAGGUCGGCAAGUUCAAAGAGCCUCAUGCUGUAUUUUAUGCUGCAGAGAUAGCCAUUGGUCUGUUCUUCUUACAUCUAAAGGGCAUCAUCUACAGAGACCUGAAGCUGGACAAUGUGAUGCUGGACUGUGAGGGUCACAUUAAGAUAGCAGAUUUUGGCAUGUGUAAAGAAAAUAUGAUUGAUGGAGUCACUACCAAGACCUUCUGUGGAACACCAGACUACAUAGCUCCUGAGAUCAUAGCCUACCAACCUUAUGGGAAAUCUGUGGACUGGUGGGCCUUUGGAGUAUUGCUCUAUGAGAUGCUGGCUGGACAGCCUCCAUUUGACGGUGAAGAUGAGGAUGAGUUAUUUCAGUCCAUCAUGGAGCAUCACGUCUCCUAUCCCAAGUCAAUGUCCAAGGAGGCUGUCGCUAUCUGUAAAGGGCUGAUGACGAAGCAUCCAGCAAAGCGACUGGGCUGUGGCCCAGAGGGCGAGAGAGACAUCAGGGACCACAGCUUCUUCCGCUACAUGGACUGGGAGAAACUGGAGAACAAGGAGGUGCAGCCGCCAUUCAAACCCAGAGCUUGUGGACGGGAUGCCGAGAACUUUGACCGUUUUUUCACACGCCACCCACCGGUGCUGACCCCUCCCGAUGAGGAAGUGAUUCAGAACCUGGACCAGGACGAGUUCCAGGGAUUCUCCUUUAUCAACCCAGAGUUCCCAGGAGCUGCUACCACCCCUGCCACCGAGCAGGCUUGAUUUCAGCUCAUGCACGGACACAUGGAAUCUCACACACACACACACACACACACACACAAACAUAUAGCUUACAUAAUCAUUUUACCCAGUAUCAAGCCUGUGUACCCCUGGAAUAUUCACAUACACACACACACACACACAUAUCAACUUUAAAUAUCCAGAAAUAUCCUGAUUUGUGCUAUCACAGGAACCAAGAAGCCAUGACUUAAACUGACACACAGAUAUACCGAGUAAGCAUUUAACAAAUAUACACACAUUUGUUGUUCACACUGGUGCAACCUGGAUGUAGAGUUGGGUACCGAACUUGGUAUUUUUAAGUGUACUGACCGAACUGCAUCAGUACUACCAAGUAUGUUAAAUCAAUUGGUUGUAAAUUUUGGUACCUGAGAAUGCAUUUGGGUGAGAAGUUGCAAAGCUGGCCUGAUGCAAAUCUGAGGAAACACCUGGUCAAACACAAGUGUGUCACGUUACUGUGUUUGAUAGCCCAAAAGUCCCAUUCAGCAGCCACAGUUAACAUUAGCACACCUGCAGGCAGCGCUGAAGUUAAAUGCUCCGUGCACGACAAAACUGUACCCAACCCUAUCUGGAUGAUAUGAUGACCUCUUCUGAGGGUCCAUGUGCCAUAAGAAAUGGCCUGAAUGCAUGUAGCACUAUAUUGCAGCUUUAAAAAUACAAUUUAAACUGGGAGUUUUAGAUUAGAUUUAAUUUAAAGAAAUCCUGUAUUUUCACAUGUUUCUAUGUGAUCAAAAUAUUACUAGUGAACAGGAUAAGAGCCACUGACUUUUUCCCAGCUUUGUUUUUGAGAAACAAGAAGCUUGGAAGUGUGAUUCGACAUAAGCUUUUGGGGUGUAAUGUGUGUUGAUCACAGUGUGAACAAAGUGUGUGUUUAAUUUGACAGACAUCAACAGAAUAAGGAUUAGAAAUUAAUGGUGACCUUCAUAAUACAAAAUUUCAAUUGAGGGACAAAAUUAUAUGUAUUUUUUUGCUGAUGAGUAACUCGAUAGUAAUGCAUUAACUGACACAAAUGCAGUAAAUGCACAACCUAACCACAGAAUAUUGACAAGUCCCCCCAAAACAACUGCAUCAUUCACAUAUAACAUAUCUUCAGCAUUCCAUGUUGACACAUUUUUUGGUGGAAAUUGUGAUUUAACUUUUCUUUUACUCAUUCCUUGGCUAUUCCAGCACAUUCUGAGUUUGGCCUGUAGUAAUGUGUGAUUUUUAUUCAGUGUAUAAUAAUAACAAUAGUGUCUGUAUGUUUAUCCUUAUCUUAGCUAAAACUGGAAUGCUUCACAUACUUGUGCAUGAGUUUCUAUAUCAGUAAUAGCCCUGGACUUUGUCUCCCAGCAGCAUUUUAGCAUCUUAUCUCUGCACCCCUGUGCUGCCAUUGUGUGGCUGUUUUUUCUUGGAUUUCAAAAUAUGUAUUAAAAAAACAUGGUAGGAGUAUGAUUUUACCUAGUGAGAUAGUGGAAGAUCAGAAUUGUGCUUUAAAAAGCAACAAAUAUUAGAUUGUCUGUGUCUUAUUUGCUGUUCAGCAUUUGGAUGAUGAUGGUAAAAUGCUGUUAGGAAAUGUAGUCUUUAUAUAGGCUUUGAGUCAUUUAAAUAGAUAGCUAAUACUACUUCUUAUUCUCUGAUUUUCUGUUAUCUAGUAUUUAAGCAAUGAAAGAGACUAGCAGUUAGUUUCUUUGUGUUUUACAAAAGCAUGAUUCCGAUACCUGGCUGUAUGUUUACAACGUAUGUGUGUGCGCAUAUGUAUGUUUUAUAUGUGCGUGAACGAGUACUGUGUAUGAAAAUGCACAUUUGCAUUUAAAUUUUUGUAUGUGUGUCCAUACCUACCCAGCACCUUGCCUGGCCUUGUAUUAACAUUUGUUUGUAUACUGACUGUUUGCACCCCCCUUCAUAUCAAGCAGUGUUGGUAUGAUCCACUUAGUACUAUACUCUGAAAGUGAAAGGAGAAAAAGAUGGAAGAAGAGAAGAAAAAAGCUGUUUUCCUGUGGGAAUGCAUGAUAUUGAGAUUGAAGCAAUUAGCGAAUAAUAUGAUGUUUCAGUAAAUUUCAACAAAAAAGAGUGAUAUUAGAGAAAAUGAGUGCUUAUGUGGAGUCUUGAUGGAAGCUGUACAUAAGUUGUUGUAGUCUUAAACCUUCUGUGCACUGCAAAAAUUCCAACGCUGUAGUUCCUGGAUAGCAUGACCAGUCAGUACUAGGGACGUGUUGCAGGUUAGGGUCUAUGGCCUGUUUUAGACAUGUAGGUUAACUACCUGAACAUGUCCAAAGGCCUGGAAGAAGUUUCUGUGGUGCAGCUUAAUUUUUAUGGUCUAGUUGAUUAAAGGAUUGGAGAAAGGAUUUGAGGCUCUACUCACUGAUGUGUUUUUCAAGUAGCCAUCUGCAUGCGCAAUAAGAAUUUCCAUCCUAACUACAGCAGCAGUAAAGAUGGACACCCAGGUUAAAGCUAGGCUUCCUGAAGCAGGACUGUGUGUGUGUGUGUGUGUGUGUGUGUGUGUGUGUGUGUGUGUGUGUGUGUGUGUGUGUGUGUGUGUGUGUGUGUGUGUGUGUGUGUGUGUGUGUGUGUGUGUGUGUGUGUGUGUGUGUGUGUGUGUUCUUUUGUUUUCCCCAGCUAGCAAUAAUGUUGACAAGAAGGCAGGUAGUGAACGGACCUUCAGAAGGCUCAGGUUAAAACUGUAAUUCAUUUACGUACAAAAGUUUAUAAGGCUCAUUGGUAGGCAGGUUUAUCUCAGCCACGGAGAAAGAUGUACCUAAUACACUUGAGUCUAACUAACAGUGUGUGGAAGUGACUGAAGUGCUUCCUCAUAUCACACUCCUCUUCAUCACAGGGGGACAUCAGGGACGUUUUUUUCUGCAAAGUGGACACAUUGGGUUUCACUGGUGUUUAUUGUUAAUAGUGGCAGGAAGUUGUCUAUACAGUAGAAGAAGAAGAAUGCAACAAUAUCAUACAGUUAAUUCACUUGAACAAACAGUUAUCUGCCAUGCUACCAGGCCAUGAAUAGGACUACAAAUAGGAGAUUAUCAUGAAGAUGGUAGCUGAUAUCUUAGAGUAUCUACAGUAUGGAAGUAACUGGAAGGGAAGUAGGUCUUCAUGUACAACUGGCUGAUAGCUACACUUGCUGUCCACUAGACAGUUGACUAGAAUUUGACAUAAGCUUUAAAUAUCAAACAUUUCCAACACAGUGUGAAAAAUGUCAUCUGCAAUUAAAGUUGACAUAAGCCACGCACUGAGGAUUUCCAGUUCUCUUUAGUUGCCUCAUCACUGGUCUGAAUAUUUCACACAGUCCCCCGUAAUGCUCUUCAAUCGUCCGAUGCUUUUUGGUGGCACGGAGACCUGUUACAUGAAGUCAUUUUGAUUGGGUUAAUGGAUAGAAAGAAAAACAUUCACUGAUUUAGGGAAGGUCAUAACUAACAUCUGCAUAAGGUCUGUCAUCUCUGUUAUCUCUGGUCUCAUACUUUAAACUGCUGGUGAGGUCAGCACAGAAGAGGAACUUUAGUGCUUUCACAUUUCGUCCACAAUUGUGAGUCUGAAAGUAAAUGCAACUGUUGUCUUUUUAUGACUUGACGACAUCCAUUACCUGUACCGUACCUCCAUUGUCGGUAUUUAUUACAGUCAGUGUCUCCUGUAUUAUAACAGCAACAAAUUACUAUAUAUACUUAUACAUAAACAUAUACAUAGCUGUGUCAAAUGUUUAUAUAUUCAUAUAGUUAUACACCAUGUGGUCAGUAUUGCAAAGGACGAGAGGACGAGAAGUCUUAACUCCAAGAUUUGUGUUUUUGUUUGUUUGUAUGGUUCCUUUCUGCUGAAGGAGAGGCAAAAUGAACUCUGCAUGAAUAAUGCUUUUACCUUUUUAUUAGUUAGGAUUUAUAUACAUUUAACAUAUUAGGGUGAUUCAUGUUUUCUGUGUCAGCAGUGCUUCAAAAGUAUGAUCCAGGCUACUGUUGUGUGCGCUAUGUGUGAAAAUGAAAUAUAGCUAAAGGAGAAAAAAAAUGCUUUUCACAAUGCUUUCCAUGUGCCAAAUUUUUUUUGUUUUUCAGGAAAAACAGGCAUACCUAAAAUAAAGGAUUUAAAAGAUG